CUUUUCACGUCGCUCUCGGCAUGGUGUGUGUGUUAUCCUCGCAAGCGUGGCGUUCCGGCUGGUUUCUUGAGCGGUUCAGCGGUUUUCAGGGCGGGCGUGCUUGGGUUCAGUAAUGGGUUAUGACACGGAAGGGCAAAAAAGUUUUUCUUCGUCGUUUACGGUUGCUGGAGGGAUCGGCUGGCAGGAUCGCGAUCUGGUGCCUUGACAAAGCAAAAAAAAACCAUGACAUUGACGACGCGACGGUUUGGGGAAAUGAGCAUCUUCGACAAUCGCGGGACUUGAGAUCCCGGAUUCAACACCGCAAUUCAACAAGGGCGAAGAGGCGAUGGCUUUGGUGGGACAGGCGUUGGUUUCGGGGAACUGUGGACUUGUAUGAUAGCAAUAUACCCCCCACUGCGAUGACGGUUCAUGGAUUACUAUGGUCUGCACACAUCUCUCUCUCUCUCUCUUUUGCGCUUGUGGGUGGCUGGUGGUGGUGGUGGUGUUGUGUCUAUGCAGAACUGCUCGUCGUUGUCCAAAUCAGGAUGUAAGUGACUCAGCAACCAACGCUAUGAGCACACUCGUUCCAGGAGAUCGGGAUCCGGUUUUCCCGAGCCAGUGAGUCGACUACUUCAUCCAUCAAACCUGGGUAUCAUUCAGUUUCUCUAAAAUCGCUUUACGACAGGCCCUCUCUCGAUACAGCCCUUCAAUACCCUCUCCCUCCCCCUUCCCGCCCC
This is a messenger RNA of Thermothielavioides terrestris NRRL 8126, 716 nucleotides long. RefSeq lists its product as uncharacterized. Bases 419 to 601 code for a protein of 60 amino acids. Lineage: Eukaryota; Fungi; Ascomycota; Sordariomycetes; Sordariales; Chaetomiaceae. The transcript has a single exon. The record is from RefSeq and is a predicted model, not a curated record.